CCAACCUGAAAGACACGCCGCUAUCCUUCCUACGCACUCAAUUCCUUCUGUCAGUUCUUUACGACUUUCAUUCUUCACGAUCCUGCUUUCACCUGCUAAUCAUUACCUACUUAUCUCAGCCUCUCCUCAUCUUCCUCUUCUCCUUCUCAUUAGCUUCUCACUGUACUCACAUACCAUCACAUCAAAAUGCUUGAAGCUCGCCUAGAACAAGCCAGUCUCCUGAAGCGCGUCGUCGACGCCAUCAAGGACCUGGUCCAAGACUGCAACUUCGACUGCAAUGACUCCGGUAUCUCACUUCAGGCCAUGGACAACUCCCAUGUCGCUCUCGUCUCCAUGAUGCUCAAGGCCGAGGGAUUCUCCCCCUACCGUUGCGACCGUAACAUUGCCCUCGGUAUCAACCUGGUCUCCCUGACCAAGGUCCUGCGUGCCGCCCAAAACGAAGACAUCCUCACUCUCAAGGCUGAGGACUCUCCCGAUGCCGUCAACCUGAUGUUCGAGAGUGCCGAGACGGAUAGGCUUAGCGAGUAUGAUAUCAAGUUGAUGGACAUUGACCAGGAGCACCUGGCCAUCCCGGAGACAGAGUACGCUGCUACAGUAGAGAUGCCGGCAGCAGAGUUCCAGCGUAUCUGCAGGGAUCUGAAUGCUCUCUCUGAGUCCGUUGUCAUUGAGGCCACGAAGGAGGGUGUCAAGUUCUCCUGCCAGGGUGACAUUGGCAGUGGCUCCGUCACCGUCCGUCAGCACACCAACGUCGAGAACCCCGCACAGAACGUCUCCAUCUCCCUCACCGAACCCGUCGCCCUCACUUUCUCCCUCAAGUACCUCGUCAACUUCUGCAAGGCUACCAACCUGUCGAACAAGGUUACCCUGUGCCUGUCGCAGGAGGUGCCGCUCCUCGUUGAGUAUGGCCUUGGUAGCGGUCAUCUGAGAUUCUACCUGGCUCCUAAGAUUGGCGAUGAGGAGUAAGUGGACAUACAUGCGAGAUCAUAAUGACGAGUGGGAGCAACAUGGAGGCAACGAUUUCUCUUUCUUUUCUUUUCAACUUCUAAUGUUCGGAAAAUAUCCUGAAUGUGUUCGGGGGCCUGUGUUCAUUUUUGUUUCUAUAAUAUCCAGCUAGAUGCUAAGCGACCAACGUGUUCAAAGUCCAAUUGGUUACGAUAAUUCUG
This is a messenger RNA of Aspergillus costaricaensis CBS 115574, 1163 nucleotides long. Its product is annotated as proliferating cell nuclear antigen. The transcript has 5 exons. Gene Ontology annotation, molecular function: DNA polymerase processivity factor activity; DNA binding. Gene Ontology annotation, cellular component: PCNA complex. NCBI's taxonomy places the organism in Eukaryota, Fungi, Ascomycota, Eurotiomycetes, Eurotiales, Aspergillaceae. The coding region runs from base 187 to 963 and encodes 258 amino acids. Gene Ontology annotation, biological process: mismatch repair; leading strand elongation; regulation of DNA replication. The record is from RefSeq and is a predicted model, not a curated record.